Colletotrichum gloeosporioides is the source of this 726-nucleotide messenger RNA. RefSeq lists its product as uncharacterized. The transcript has 3 exons. Bases 1 to 726 code for a protein of 241 amino acids. The record is from RefSeq and is a predicted model, not a curated record. NCBI's taxonomy places the organism in Eukaryota, Fungi, Ascomycota, Sordariomycetes, Glomerellales, Glomerellaceae.
AUGAACUCUGCUGUCAGCGCUAUUCGAACUUUUCAGAGUGUGCAUUUGCAGGACGACAAUGUCCUCCAGGAGCACAACACGGACGGAGACUCGACGCCUUCGUCCAAAAGACGAUUUGGUGGCCCGGAGACUGGCUAUCACUCGUCCAUCAGACCCACUCUAGAGAUCCUUCUUUAUCCCGAAGCCAAAGAAUUGUUCAUCUGCCAAAUCACGGAAGGUUCUGGUGAACUAGCCAUUACCACCACUGACGAUGAUCUCGGCGGCGAUGAGUUUAGCCUCGCAGAUCUCAAUGAACUCAAUGACAACAUCGUGCUUUGCCAUAACGACCUUGAGCCGCGAAACGUUAGGAAUAACGGCUCAGAUGAAGGUGGGAGCCCAUGGUAUGAGGUUGCCGCCAUCAUCGACUGGGAGAUGCCUGGUGUGUUCCCAUUUGCCUAUGAUUUCGGCAUCAAGGAUCCUUACCUCGGGUCUAACAACCUUUUCUUCAGCUGGUAUCGGCUUUUCAAGGAGAAGACAGCCGCAUUGGUACCGGCUGGAGGUGUGCAGGACAAACUCAUCAAAGCCUUGAAAGUGAUUUUCAAAUCGAAUGACAAGGCUGUACCGGAGAAUGCGGGGACGAGGAGCGGCUGGGUACGAAUGGAAGACGCGGGAGAAAUUCCACCUCUUACGAAGGACGAGGAAGAGAAGCUGGAGGAUGAAGUACUCGGAGAAUUGGGCUACGUAUGA